Manihot esculenta (cassava) is the source of this 3408-nucleotide messenger RNA. RefSeq names its product endoribonuclease Dicer homolog 2-like. Gene Ontology annotation, biological process: siRNA processing. Bases 285 to 3251 code for a protein of 988 amino acids. The record is from RefSeq and is a predicted model, not a curated record. The transcript is spliced from 16 exons. Gene Ontology annotation, molecular function: DNA binding; RNA binding; protein binding. NCBI's taxonomy places the organism in Eukaryota, Viridiplantae, Streptophyta, Magnoliopsida, Malpighiales, Euphorbiaceae. Gene Ontology annotation, cellular component: cytoplasm; nucleus.
AGUCUACUUAGUUUCCGUCCUUUCUGUAUUAUUCUCGUCACUCUGUCUCCCCUGAUGUCCACUUCAAGUUCAAGCUCCUUCUUUGCUAAGUUGAACUGAAUACCCCACUACCCUCUUUCAUUGUUGCUUCCAAUCACUUGCUUCCUGUGUCCUCCUCUUUCUCACUAUAUGAACUCACCAUAACCAUAAACAAUCAAAGACAUUGCUCCCUCACUGAUCAGUGAUCACUGCAAUUUUGAGUUUCAAGCUUUCUGAUCUUUCCAUUAAUCGAAUCUCUUGCUGCCAUGGAACCUGUUUACAUGGACAUCGAUGAUACCCAGCAACUUGCUGCAGAUCCACUACCAUUUGCUAGAAGCUAUCAACUAGAGGCACUGGAGAAGGCAUUAGAGCAGAACACGGUGCUGUUCUUGGAAACUGGUUCCGGCAAGACUCUCGUUGCCAUUAUGCUUCUGCGUAGUUAUGCAUAUCUUAUUCGCAAGCCUUCACCUUCCAUUGCUGUUUUCUUGGUUCCCCGUGUUGUUCUGGUCCAACAACAAGCUGAAGCUGUGGAAAUGCACACUGACCUCAUCGUAGGUAGGUACUGGGGAGAAAUGGGAGUUGACUUCUGGGAUGCUGCUACUUGGAAGGAACAUUUAGAAAAACAUGAGGUGCUUGUGAUGACACCUCGGAUUUUGCUCAAUGGCUUGAAGCAUUGCUUUUUCAAGUUAGACUUGAUAAAGGUUUUGAUAUUUGAUGAAUGCCAUCACGCAAGGGGUAAUCACCCUUAUGCUUGUAUUUUGACAGAAUUCUAUCACCGCCAGUUAAGCUGUGGUAAUUUUAAUCUUCCAAGGAUAUUUGGAAUGACAGCUUCUCCAAUUAAAUCAAAGGGUGCAAACUCAGAACAGGCCUAUUGGCAAGAGAUUUGUGAGCUUGAGAAUAUGAUGCACUCAAAGAUUGGUGCUUUGACUGAUUAUCUUGUUCCUGAUAUUGUUAUGGAAGAAGCUGUUGCUCAAGAAAUUGGGAAAGUUCCUUAUGAUGAUGAUGAACACCCUUUGUACUUCCCACCUGAGCUGGUCAGCCAAGGUUCAAAGGAGUCAAAAGGAACAUACUACUGCUACUUAAUUGAAUUAAAUGAGAAUUUUGAUUCUGACAUUCCUGUAUGUAAUAUUAUACUUGUCAUGGGAAGUGAACUGGAAUCAGAUAUCUCAAGUCUGGAUUUUGACUUAGAAGUUGAUAGAGGACUAGUGACUAUGAAAUUAAAGUAUAUUGGAGAGCUUGAUCUUACUCCAGAAUUGGUCCUUAUAUGUAGGAAGUUUUUGAUUGCUCUUGCCAAAGUUCUUAUGGAUCAUAAUGUAAAUGAAUUGGAAGAGAUUUUAAAUGGUUUGCAGCUGAGGAAAGACCAUGAAAUUGAUUAUUUCCUGCUUCCAUCCAUGGGGUCAUGCCAGAAACCUGCAAUUGACUGGAACUCUGUUGUGUCUGUACUCUUCUCUUAUGAAAAUGCAUGGGAGGAUCAUGUGAAGUGUCCUUUGAAGGAAUCUGCACGUAUUAUGCGGACAAAAAAUGGUCAGCUGUGCAAAUGCAUGCUUGAGAACUCUUUAGUCUCCACACCACAUAAUGGAAAAGUCUAUUGCAUUAGAGCCGUAUUUGAUCAUUUGGAUGGACGGUCACUUUUGAAGUUGAAGAAUGGAGAUUAUAUAACUUACAAGGAGUAUUACAAAAAUCGGCAUAACAUCGAUCUGAUUUUUGAUCAAGAAUUACUUCUUAGCGGACGACAUAUGUUUUCAUUCCAGAAUCACCUUCAUAGAUGCAGACAGCACAAGGGGAAAGAUUCACAAAAUGCAUUUGUUGAGUUGCCCCCUGAACUCUGUUGCAUUAAAAUGUCACCUAUAUCCAUAAGUACUUUCUACUCAUUUACAUUUGUUUCAUCAAUCAUGCAUCGACUGGAGUCUUUGCUCAUUGCUGUCAACUUGAAGAAGAUGCUUUCGGAUCAUUGCAUGCAAAAUGUCUAUAUUCCAACAAUGAAGGUUUUGGAAGCAAUUACCACAAGAAAGUGUCAAGAGAUAUUUCAUUUGGAAUCACUGGAGACUCUCGGAGAUUCUUUUCUUAAAUUUGCUGCUAGUCAGCAGCUAUUCAAAACAUAUCAAAGUGAUCAUGAGGGCCUUCUCAGUAUUAAGAAGGACAAACUCAUCAGUAAUGCUACACUUAGUAAAUUAGGAUGCGACUGCAAACUUCCGGGAUUCAUCCGCAAUGAGUCUUUUGAUCCUAAAAACUGGAUGAUUCCUGGUGAUACUUCUGGAAGUUAUUCAUUAAGUCUGGAGUUUCUCUCCAAUACAAGGAGUAUAUACAUCACAGGAAGAAGAAAGUUAAAAAGGAAGAUUAUUGCUGAUGUUGUUGAGGCACUUAUUGGUGCCUACCUCAGUGCAGGUGGUGAAAUUGCUGCCUUACUAUUUCUGAAUUGGCUAGGCAUAAAGGUAGAUUUUUUUAAUACACCAUAUGAGCCACAAUUCAAAGUGAACCCAGAGAAGUACAUUAACAUCCACGGCUUAGAGUCGAUGUUGAACUACUCUUUUAAAAAUCAUUAUCUCUUAUUGGAAGCACUUACUCAUGGUUCUUACAUGCUUCCUGAAAUUCCAAGAUGUUAUCAGCGGUUGGAAUUUCUUGGAGACUCAGUGUUAGACUACCUUAUCACAGUGCAUUUGUAUGAGAAGUAUCCUGGGUUGUCGCCAGGACUUUUAACUGACAUGAGAUCUGCUUCUGUCAACAAUGACUGCUAUGCUAUUUCAGCUGUUAGGGAAGGAUUGCAUAAACAUAUCCUCCAUCUAUCUCAAAAACUUGACAAGGAUAUAGUUGUCACAGUAAAAAAUCUUGAGAAUUAUUCUUCAGAAUCAACUUUUGGAUGGGAGUCCGAAGUUUCUUUUCCCAAGGUUCUUGGAGAUGUGAUUGAAUCUCUAGCAGGAGCUAUUUUUGUUGAUUCUGGAUACAACAAAGAGGUGGUUUUUCAGAGGAUAAGGCCGCUUUUGGAGCCUUUGGUCACUCCAGAUACACUUAAAUUGCAUCCUGUGAGAGAACUUAAUGAAUUAUGUCAAGUGCAACAUUUUGAAAAGAGAAAAGCUGUCCCUUCCCGCAUCAAUGGCACGUCAUCUGUCACUGUUGAGGUUGGAGCUCAUGGGUUAACUUUUAAACACACAUCUUCAGCUGCUGACAAGAAAACAGCUAAAAAAUUAGCUUCCAAAGAGGUUUUGAAGGCCUUGAAAGAUAGAUUCAACAUCUAGAGCGAGUUAGAUUGGUAUCCCACUUGGUAUUCUUAAAAAAAAAAACAAUAGGGAAAUCGGAAUAGUCAAUUAUUGUGUACUAAUUUCCUUACUAUUUUUGUUUCUAUAAUCACAAUUCACAAGUAUAUUUAAUUUAUUAAAUUAUAAUCUUAACACA